Molecule: messenger RNA, 786 nt
Organism: Strongyloides ratti
Lineage: Eukaryota; Metazoa; Nematoda; Chromadorea; Rhabditida; Strongyloididae
Product: Defective in cullin neddylation protein
Exons: 2
Coding region: 1-786 (261 amino acids)
Biological process (GO): protein neddylation; positive regulation of ubiquitin-protein transferase activity
Cellular component (GO): ubiquitin ligase complex
Molecular function (GO): cullin family protein binding; ubiquitin conjugating enzyme binding; ubiquitin-like protein binding
Source: RefSeq, a predicted model, not a curated record
AUGAAUGGAUCCCGACAGCAGCAGGCAAUGAUAAAAAGAUUUACAGAAACUGCUCAAACUGAUAGAGGAACAGCAAUAGCUUAUCUUAGUGAAAGUGGUUGGGAUAUAAAUAAUGCGUUGUCAGAUUACUUUAAUCAACAACCAUAUGGAAUGUCAUAUCUUUCACACCAUAUCGGUAAUCAUACUAGAAAUGUAGCAGGAACCGUUGAUGAAAUAUUUAAAAAAUUUUUUGAUAAAGUAGAUGAUUGUGGAAAUAAUCUAGGACCUAAUGGUGUAGCAAAAUUCCUUCAAUACAUGAAUAUAGAUUUUUCUGAUAGGAAAGUUUUAAUAUUAGCUUGGAUGUGUGAAGCUAAAAUUCAAGGUGAAUUUUCUAAAGAAGAAUUGGAGACAGGAAUAUUAAAAUUAGACAUAAGAAAAGUUGAUGAUAUUAGUGGAAGAUUAACACAAUGGGAUAGAAACUUAGAGACAGCUGCAUAUCGUGAACAUUUUAAGAAUCUUUAUGAAUUUACUUAUGAUUAUGCAAACGAUAAACCUGGUAGGAAAUGGUUACCAAUAGAUGUUGCUUCUGCUUACUGGGAAAUUCUUUUUAAAAAUCCACCAACAUUGAUGCCUUUAUGGUUAAAAUUCUUACAAACAACAGAUUCAAAAAAAAUAACCAAAGAUACCUGGAAUCUAGUUCUUGAGUUCAUGAGUACCAUGGAUGAAAGAUUUAAAAAUUAUACAUGUGAAGAUUGUUGGCCCGUUCUCAUUGAUGAGUUUGUUGAGUAUGCAAAAAAUUCUGUAUAA